AUGGUCGCGAGAGGGGGUUGGUCAAUAGAGAGGAGAAGGGGACGCGAUGACGAUCCCGAUCGCGAGAUUUCAGGGCGACCAAGUGAAAAUUCGAUCGAGAGUGACGGUCGGUGCCCCAGGCCAAACCAGCGGAAAGAAGCACGGGAGUGGCGACUGGUGAACCGAGAACCGCGCUGUCGGUACGGGAAGAGGGCGGUUGAGCUGGUCGAGUCGAAUCGUGGAGGGACGAGGCGGAGAGGAAGAGGAAGAGGAACUCCAGGUGGAGUUGGCGCGGGCGCAAAGGCCGAGUCAGGAGAAUCUCAGGAGGAGCAGGAUGUUGGGAUGUUUGGGGAAUCGACGAUCUCUCCAACUGCACAACGCCUGGAAGCUCUGAAUCAGUAUGAAGCAAAUUCGAAGGAUGGCCCCGCCGGUCGCAACCCGCUGGUGGUGCGAGCCAUGAUCAGUUGGCAGGAUGCGGGAGAUGGGCUGGAUAUCCACGGGUCACUGGCCCAGAGAUUAUGGUCCGACACUAGUCGUUUGGGGAGGGGAAGAGAGCUGGACGACUUACUCGACUGCUCUGGAACGACCUGA
Molecule: messenger RNA, 570 nt
Organism: Penicillium oxalicum
Lineage: Eukaryota; Fungi; Ascomycota; Eurotiomycetes; Eurotiales; Aspergillaceae
Exons: 1
Coding region: 1-570 (189 amino acids)
Source: RefSeq, a predicted model, not a curated record